AUGCCGGUAAGGAAAGCGCGCGUUCGAAUAGCAGCUGCUGAAUGCGGAGACAUCCCUCUUAAUGAGAGGAAGCAGAUAUAUGGUAAUCCCGUUCUGAAAAUGGAGAACAAGAAGGCCCUGCAGUACAUCAGCGGCAUGAAAUCGAGUGAUCUCAUCGAUUCGGCCAUGUUGAACGGCAGUACGAAGCAAUUGGACGCAUCGUCCUGUUUCCCUCCACCUGAGGGAAGUCAGCGCCCGCGAAAAGAAUAUCUGCAGCUUGUGAGCACAACCAACGUUGUAUCGCGUGGAAUCGGUAUCCCGAGGAGUCGACAGUCACGCUUGUUCGCAGCGCAGAAUGCGAGGAAGGGUGACUACAAGUUUCAAAUUGCGACGAAAUUGCGAGGUCCGCCGUUCAGCAGUGCAUUACAACAUGGUAAACCCCAGGUUCAGAAACCGCUGAAGAAGCGAAUCAUAUGGAGUUUCAGAAUAAAAUUUAGGACAAAUGAGGCGGAGACUAUCAAUAACUCAGUGGUAGAGCGCGCCACUCGUAAUGGUGAGCUGUCAACAGCAAACGAGCACAGCCAUAGCCACCCUGUCAAAGUCGCUGAGGCAGGCCGCAUCAUUCGCAUCAUGCGGCUGAAGUUUUGA
Messenger RNA from Suillus fuscotomentosus, 627 nucleotides. RefSeq lists its product as uncharacterized. The record is from RefSeq and is a predicted model, not a curated record. Bases 1 to 627 code for a protein of 208 amino acids. NCBI's taxonomy places the organism in Eukaryota, Fungi, Basidiomycota, Agaricomycetes, Boletales, Suillaceae. The transcript has 7 exons.